CCAGACAGGCUCUAUAUCAAUAGAUGGGAAAUCCACAUAUUUUGGUCGUUCCUUUUCCAGCCCAAGGCCAUGCAAUUCCUCUCAUGGAGCUCUCACAAAUCUUGAUCAAACAUGGCAUCAAAAUCACAUUUGUGAACACUGAAUUCAAUCACAAACGAAUCACAAAUGCACUGGGCAAAGAACCUGAAGGGCAAGUUCAUUUUGUUUCGAUCCCAGAUGGGAUGGGUGCGGAGGAAGACAGGAAUCAUAUAGGGAAGUUGGUUGAAGCAUGCUUGAAGUUCAUGCCUAAAUUGGCACUGGGUCUUGAACUCUCCAACAGACCAUUUCUCUGGGUUGUGAGACCAAAUAUCAUAGAGGGGAAAGAUGACGCGUACCCAGAAGGGUUUCGUAACAGAGUGGCUGAUCGUGGAAAGAUGGUGGGUUGGGCACCACAACGAGCAGUUCUGAAUCAUCCUUCCAUUGCUUGCUUCAUAAGCCAUUGUGGUUGGAAUUCCACUAUGGAAGGCGUAAGCAAUGGAGUUCCUUUCUUGUGCUGGCCCUAUUUCGCGGACCAAUUCCUAAACGAGAGCUACAUUUGUGAUAAUUGGAAGGUGGGAUUGAAAUUUGAGAAAGAUGAAAAUGAUAUUAUUAGAGGAGAAGAGAUUAAGAGCAAAGUAGAGAAACUACUGAGUGAUGAGAAUUUUAAAGCGAGGGCUCUUGAAUUGAAGGAGAAGACCAUGAACAGCAUCAAAGAAGGUGGUUCCUCUGAACAAAAUCUCAACAGUUUCAUUGAAUGGGUGAAAUCAUGUAUGAAAUAAUGCAAUAAAAUCAGGGCUGCAAGUUGGUCCUGGGUUAUCCAUGGCCAAACCUGAUCCAAUCCAAUUCGUUGGAUUGGGUUGAUUCCUCAUGUAAUUUGGUUUUGCUUUGGUUUGGAUUCUUAAGAAACCAAAUUAGUUGGU
Rubroshorea leprosula is the source of this 938-nucleotide messenger RNA. The record is from the annotation of a GenBank genome assembly. NCBI's taxonomy places the organism in Eukaryota, Viridiplantae, Streptophyta, Magnoliopsida, Malvales, Dipterocarpaceae.